Dermacentor silvarum is the source of this 1191-nucleotide messenger RNA. Its product is annotated as neprilysin-2. Gene Ontology annotation, cellular component: plasma membrane. Bases 1 to 1191 code for a protein of 396 amino acids. Lineage: Eukaryota; Metazoa; Arthropoda; Arachnida; Ixodida; Ixodidae. The record is from RefSeq and is a predicted model, not a curated record. Gene Ontology annotation, biological process: protein processing. Gene Ontology annotation, molecular function: metalloendopeptidase activity. The transcript has 5 exons.
AUGUUCUCCAGAUACACCAAUGGUAUCUACGGCGGCCGCGACAAGAUCUUGCUCAAGAAAGAGCUGCUCUCGGUUCUUGCGGAGCUGCUUGGCUCUCCCGCCGCGGGUCCUGCUGGGGUGCGCUGUCUCGUCGCCUGGAGCCUGUUUCGACAGCUGCUCGUCCACGCACAACUGCCACGGGAUACCACCCCCGAGAAAACGCAGUACGGCUGCUACCACCGGGUCCGCGAUGUCAUGGGCUUGGCACUAAACAGCCACUAUCUUCGAUCAGCGGUGAGCCACCAUGCAGUGUACAGAGCCUUGGACAUGUUUGCCAGAAUCCGCGAGGCCUUUGGUGCAGCAAUAAGGAACUCCAGUUGGCUCGUCGGCCAUGAGCGGGAUGUGGCCCUGCGAAAGCUGGCCAACAUGAAAGCCCUCGUCGGUGGCCCCGAGGAUAGGUGGGACGAGCACUACGUGGAGGAGUAUUACGAGGGGCUCCCGGACUCGCCGAGUGACCGCUUUUUCGACGUGUGGCUCAAGGCACGGUCGGUCUGCGCCCACCGCCUGUGGUCGGACCAGAGGAAGUUGGUGUUCGAUAUCACCAAGGUGAACGCCUACUACGAGGUUGAGACCAACCUCGUCAUCGUGCCGGCUGCCUUGCUACAGCCCAUAAUCUUCUUCCCCGACGGCAACGAGGCGUACAACUACGGGAACCUUGGGGAUAUCAUGGGCCAUGAGAUUAUGCAUGGUUACGACAUAGAGGGAGUGGAAUAUGACGACAAGAACCAGUUCAAGCCAUGGGGCACUCCACAGUCGCGCGAGCGCUACGUUCAAAACGUUAUGUGCCUGCGCAGUUCCCAUGAACAGGCGAAACGCCGCAAGCGCCAACUGGAGCUCAACGAUACGGUUGAUUCGGAGAACCUGGCGGACUUCGUGGGUGCAGCGAUUGCGUACGCCGCCUUCCGCAGCCUGCCGUCCUUCCACAGACACUGGACGCUGCCGGGUCUACACCUGACGGCCGACCAGCUUUUCUUCGUGGGCCGCUGCACAAAGACGUGCAAGCGGGCAGAGCGGACGACGACGAUGCGCUACGCAACCGCUAGAUCGCGCUGCAACGUGCCUUUGAUGCACAUGGUGGCCUUCUCGCGGGCGUUCCAUUGCCCGGUUGGGACGCGCAUGAACCCGCAGCACAAGUGCUCAUUCUGGGCCUGA